CUUUCUGUACUGCUACUAUUCUCUCUCAAUCAUUUUCAUUCAGGCGCUGGUGCAAUGAUUUUGUUUAUUUUAGAAUGCUUUUGCAUUUAAUUAUUAAGUUAUCUUAACCUCUGUUAUCUUCAACCUAGCCUAUGGGUACACUCGCAAUGGCCGCAAUCAUUGACAUGAAUGAGGAGGCCCGUUCUAUUCACUCUAUUUCUAUGGGCUACACACCAUCAUAAACACAGGAGGAGUUUGGCUCGACACAGGCAUGCUCUGGUCUCUACAGCAUGGGGAAGGAGACUUGGAUAAGGCAGGAACGAGAGAAGGUCUUACCUCCCUUGGAAUUGUAGUGCUUUACUGGAAGGUCCUUAGUGAAAAGAAAAAGUCGGCAGGGGAAUGCACAGAGAGACAAAGAUGGUAGGAGAGAGAGGAGGAGUGGAGAUGUCAAGGUAACACAGUGGAGAAAAGAGAGUGACACAGCAGAAAAUGGAACAUUAGCCAGAAGAAAAGAGAGGAAAAAUAGAAACUUUAGCCAAACAAAAGGUCAAGGAACCCUUGGUGAGUGAACAGUCACUCAGAGUCCCUAGAUAGAUCCUUCAACAGUAUCUCAUCAUGGUGAACCUGGACCUGAGGUCUCUCACCCUGCCGGUGGGCAUCAUCCGUAUGUUGGAGGUGGUCCUCACCUGUAUCUCCUUCAGUCUGGUGGCCUCGGCAGGCCAUGUGCUCUCCACACACUGGGACUGGUGCAUGUUCACCUGGUGCUUCUGCUGCUUCUUCUCCCUCUUCAUCCUCAUCAUGGAGUUCACCCGCUUCAGCGCCAAGGUGCCCAUCUCCUGGGAUGACUUCACCACAGCCUUCGCCAUGCUGGCCGCACUAAUGUGUUUCACCUCCUCCAUCAUCUACCCCACCUUCUUCACCUGCCCCACCUGCUACCGGCAGAUUGCCGCCACCGUCAUCUCCCUACUCUGUUUCGGAAUGUAUGUCGGCGAGGUGGUGUUGGCCCGUCUCCGGCCCGGUGGUGAGAUCAGUGGCUUCCUGUCCACUGUCCCGGGCCUCCUCAAGAUCCUCGAGACUCUGGUGGCCUGUAUUAUCUUCACGUCGCUGGAUCCAGCAAGGUUUUCAUUUAAUCCGGGACUGCAGUGGUGCGUGGCGGUUUAUUCCCUCUGCUUCAUCUUCGCACUUGUCAUCAUCUUCCUCACCGUUGGUCAGCUGCUGUCGCUCUUCCCCUUCUCGUUUGACAAACUGCUCACGGUCUAUAAUGUUCUGGCCACCAUGAUGUACAUGACUGCCAUGGUCAUCUGGCCGCUGUAUGGUUUCGAGAACAACCCCCGGCCCGUUCCGUGUUCCCACUGUCCCUGGGACGAUCUGGUUGUGGUGACGUUCAUGACCGUGAUCAACCUGGUGAUCUAUAUUUUGGAUACGAUCUACUCGAUAAAGGUGGUCUUCUUCACAUGGGAUGAGGAAUAGGCCAGAUUCUCAGGAACCUUCACUCCAACUUUUCCAGAACCGGUCAAUGACUGGUCAAACUCCAGCACGUUGGUAAUCUUGAUUCUCCACAUAUGGUUGAAAAGAUUCAUUACAUUUCUAGAGAAUGAAAAGUUUAUUUUCAAAUCAAUGACUGAGAGCUUGGAAGAAGAACAUUUGCAGAACAUUGGCAGAACAUUUGCGGAUGUCUUUUGCCUCAGACAUGUGGAAGAUAUUUAGUUAUUCCUAUGACACUGUAAAUGAACUCUUAUUGCAGAUGAGGAUUCUACAGGCAAGGACACACUGUUUAUCACUUGCAGCUAUUAAAGUGUACAAUAGGAAGCUGAGUUAAUGAUUGAUCGUAUCGAUUUCAUAGAAAUUAAAAUGACGGAACUUUGGAUCCUGAUGCAAAUACAAUAUGAAUGUCUAAUCUGGCAUCAUGGUAUGUGUAACCUUUCCGUUGGGCCAAAGGCACUAGCAGCAAUAUAGAUUCUGCCAAUUGUAAUAUUAAUGUUGAUCACUUCUUUCUCAGUUGUUAGACAUGUUCUCUUGUUGUACUGUUAGUUGGCUCACUAACUGCCAGAUAGUUGAUUAGCUGCUGAAGUGCUAUGUGGACUGCACACUAAAAACAAAUGGUUCUACAGUAUAUAGUGCCAAAUAAGAGUUAUUUGGCUCAUAACGAUAGUGUAUCCUAUUUUGGUACUAUAUAGAACUCUUUUUUGAAGGUGCUAUAAAGAACCAUGCUCAUAAGGUUAUAAAUGGAACUAUUAUGGUGCAAUAAAGAAACCUUUCCUAAGGUUCUAAAAAUAACUUUAAAAAAAGUUCUACAUAGCACCAAAAAGGAUUACGCUAUCAUUACAACCCUUUUUGGUGCUAUAAAGAGCCCUUUUUAAUGGUUAUUUAUAGAACCUUUAUGGUGAAUGGUUAUAUUAAAUUAAGAACCUUUCUCAAUCUCAAAGGUUCUACCUAGAACCCUUUGAAAAACCAGAGAGAGAUAUUUAUUCUUGUUAGCCAUAUACUGUUAAAAUUCCAUAGGUGUUGUUGAAUCAGGUGUGGCAGCUCUGGAACAGCUGGGGGUCCCUGAGGAGAGAAUUGAGAACCGCUGGUUUAGUUAUUUUUAAAAGACUGGAGUUGGAAGGGGACUCAACUCAGGAACUGAUCUUUCGUUAUGAUGUUGACCUUUUCUUAGAAGCCCAUAGAAUAGGGAGAGGUAAUCAGAGAAAGUUUGUGCCAGGACAGGAGACCUUCUCCAUUGAAGUGUACCAUCUUUCAGAUGCAGACAUAGGGUGCAUUCAAAAUGUCCAGUAGUGCACUAUAUAGGGAGUAGGGUGCCAUUUCGGAGGCAUCCAUAGACACUUCAUUCUGUCAGCUUUUGAAUGGGCUUGACGAUUAUAUCCUCAAAUUCAUGAAAACACAGUCAUGUAAGACAUAUAAAAACUGAUAUUCGUGUUUGUGGAUUAAUUUACUUCUGUCAGAUGCCUUUCACUCUACGGGAUCGGUGUCCCACCCUCGGGACGGUUGAGCUAACGUGCGCUAAUGUGAUUGGCAUGACGUUGUAAGUAACAAGAACAUUUCCCAGGACAUAGACGUAUCAAAUAUGGUCUGAAAGCUUAAAAUAUUGUUAAUCUAGCUGCACUGUCCAAUUUACAGUAGCUAUUACAGUGAAAUAAAACCAUGCUAUUGUUUGAGGAGAGUGCACAGUUAUGUACUUGAAAAUGUAUCAAUAAACCAGUUAGGCACAUUUGGGCAGACUUGAUACAACAUAUUGAACAGUAAUGCAAUGGUUCAUUGGAUCAGUCUAAAACUUUGCAGAUACACUGCUGCCGUCUAGUGCGCCUGGACUCCUCAGUGAUAUGAUGGCCUUUCUAUUGCAUUUCAAAGUUGAUGGGACAAAAACAAAUAGAAAACGCAUGUUUUUCUUUGCAUGAUCUUUUACCAGAUCUACUGUGUUAUAUCCUCAUAAAUUAAAUUCACAUUUCCACAAACUUCAAAGUUUUGUUUUUCCAAUAUGCAUGACCUUGCUUCGGGUCCUGAGCUACAGGCAGUUAUAUUUGGGCAAAAAGUGAAAACAAUUUGCCUGUUGAAGACCAUUCAAAAAGCCUACAAAAUACUUGCAUAGCGUAUAGCAGUGAUUGACAACCAAAAUCUACGGCAACAUGCUAAGAAUAGAGAUGUGUGAAUGAUUAAUGACACACAUUAAACUUUGUUUCCUCUCAGCUCACUGUGUGAUUGAACCAGAGAGAGCUGGACAAGGGCUGUGCAACUGAAACAAAUGUUCAGAUAAAUAUACAGUUGAAGUAGGAAGUUUACAUACACUUAGGGUUGGAGUCAUUAAAAUUUGUUUUUCAACCACUCCACAAAUUUCUUGUUAACAAACUAUAGUUAUGGCAAGUCGGUUAGGACAUCUACUUUGUGCAUGACACAAGUAAUUAUUCCAACAAUUGUUAACAUAGAUUACUGCAUCACUGUAUUAUAAUUCCAGUGCGUCAGAAGUUUACAUACACUAAGUUGACUGUGCCUUUAAACAACUUGAAAAAUUCCAG
Messenger RNA from Salvelinus namaycush (lake trout), 3989 nucleotides. RefSeq names its product myeloid-associated differentiation marker homolog. Lineage: Eukaryota; Metazoa; Chordata; Actinopteri; Salmoniformes; Salmonidae. Gene Ontology annotation, cellular component: membrane. The record is from RefSeq and is a predicted model, not a curated record. Bases 595 to 1449 code for a protein of 284 amino acids. The transcript is spliced from 2 exons.